Messenger RNA from Saccostrea cuccullata (small rock oyster), 659 nucleotides. RefSeq names its product fibroleukin-like. The transcript has 4 exons. The record is from RefSeq and is a predicted model, not a curated record. The coding region runs from base 33 to 659 and encodes 208 amino acids. Lineage: Eukaryota; Metazoa; Mollusca; Bivalvia; Ostreida; Ostreidae.
CUUCGGUAAGUUAGCAACAGGAAAGUCUAAUCAUGGCAAUGGUGUGGGCAGUGAUCCUUGCUUGCAGUUUCUUGUGUACAAGUCCUCAGAAAAUUUACUCGGAAGAAAACGAUCGCUGUGCUAGUGAUGGAAAGACAAUGAUGCAAAUACGAGAGGUUCUGAUUCAGCAAGAGAGGUUCCAAGAAAUUGUAGAUUCCCUCAAGAAGAUGAUGAAGAGACUCGAGGAAGAUGUAACCAUGAUCAAAGGCUUAAAAAUAAACUCUGAUUGUCAGGAUCUAUUUUUUGCUGGACACAAGCAGUCUGGAAAAUAUCUUAUCGAUCCAUUUGGCAACGGAAGCUACGUCAAAGUUUACUGUGACAUGGAGACUGAAGAAGGAGGGUGGACAGCAAUUCAGAAACGGAUAAGCGGUUCUGUUGGCUUUAACAGAACUUGGGAGGAAUAUAAAAAAGGAUUUGGAAACGUAACAGACUCUUACUGGAUAGGUAAUGACGUGAUUCAUCAACUGACAAAGGGAAAGAACUCCUCCCUCUACGUAUCCAUUACAUUAAGAAAUGGUACAACGUUAUACGAACGUUAUCAUCAGUUUUCGGUCUCUGACGAAUCUGACAACUACAGACUCUUUCUCGGGGGACCAGCUACCAGGAAUUUGGGCAAAUAA